CUCGCCGCUAAGAUGGCGGCGGAGCAUCCCGAGCCUCCUAAAGGUGAGCUUCAGCUGCCGCCGCCUCCGCCGCCGCCGCCUCCGCCUCCCCCGCCGCCGGCCCCUUACGGCGCCUGGGCCGCGCCCGAGCUGCAGGCCAAGCUGGCGGAAAUUGGAGCCCCGAUCCAAGGAAGCCGAGAGGAGCUGGUGGAGAGACUGCAAACUUAUACCCGGCAGACGGGCAUCGUGCUGAAUCGGCCAGUUUUGAGAGGCGAGGAUGGAGACAAGACUGCCCCCCCUCCUCCGAUGGCAGCACAGCUCUCUGGAAUCCCCCUGCCUCCUCCACCUAUGGGGCUCCCCCCACUGCAGCCACCGCCGCCGCCGCCGCCGCCACCACCAGGUCUAGGACUUGGUUUCCCCAUGGGAGUAGGACCACACCCCCCAAAUUUGGGGCCCCCACCCCCCAUGCGAGUAGGUGACCCCGUGGCCCUGUCGGAGGAGGAGCGACUGAAGCUGGCCCAGAAGCAGGCCGCCUUGCUGAUGCAGCAGGAGGAACGGGCCAAGAUGGUGCGGGACAAGCAGGCAGCCGUGUUACUGGAACAGGAACGGCAGCAGGAAAUGGCCAAGCUGGCUUCCACGGUCCCUCGGCCCUCUCAAGACAUGGGCCCCAUUGGGGCUCGGCCCCCAAUGGCUCCUCGAGUUGCAGCUCCUGUAGGUCCCCCACCCCCUGGUGUCCCCAUUGGGGCUCCAGGCCCCCGUCCGCGGGGCCCCCCACCUCCUCCAGGAGAAGAAAACAGAGAGACGGACGACCCCGGCGUGGGGCCCAAGAUCCCUCAGGCCUUAGAGAAGAUCCUGCAGCUGAAGGAGAUUCGACAGGAGGAGCUGAUAUCAGUGCAUGAUGAAGAGGACAUGGAGACAGACACAAGAUCGUCCCUGGGGGUCUCGGCUUCUGAGACCGAGGAAGACACAGCGUCUUUAUCUAAGAAGGAGAAAAACCGAAAGCGACGGAACCGCAAGAAAAAGAAGAAGCCCCAGCGUUCGGCGUCAAACCGUGCCACCGCCUCUGGGAGUCCAGGGGGCCGCGAGAAAGAGGCGUCGCGCUCCCGAGGCGCGGACUCACCUGCUGCUGCGGUCGAGAUUGAGUAUGUGACGGAGGAGCCCGAGAUCUACGAGCCCAACUUUAUCUUCUUUAAAAGGAUCUUUGAAGCUUUCAAGCUGACUGAUGAUGUGAAGAAAGAGAAGGAGAAGGAGCCGGAGAAAUUGGACAAGCUGGAAAACCCUGCGGCCCCCAAGAAGAAGGGUUUUGAGGAGGAGCGAAAGGACAGCGACGACGACGACAGCAGCGACGACGAGCGGGAGAAGAAACCCGAGGCUCCCAAACUCUCCAAGAAGAAAUUGCGGAGGAUGAACCGGUUUACUGUAGCUGAACUGAAACAGCUGGUGGCACGGCCAGAUGUGGUGGAGAUGCACGACGUGACGGCCCAGGACCCCAAGCUUUUGGUGCACCUGAAGGCCACGAGGAACUCGGUGCCAGUGCCGCGCCACUGGUGCUUUAAGCGCAAAUACCUGCAGGGCAAGCGGGGGAUUGAGAAGCCACCUUUUGAAUUGCCAGACUUUAUCAAACGGACAGGAAUUCAGGAGAUGCGUGAGGCUCUGCAGGAGAAGGAGGAACAGAAAACCAUGAAGUCCAAAAUGCGAGAGAAGGUCCGACCCAAGAUGGGCAAGAUUGACAUUGACUACCAGAAACUACACGAUGCCUUCUUCAAAUGGCAGACCAAGCCGAAGCUGACGAUUCACGGGGAUCUUUACUAUGAGGGGAAAGAGUUCGAGACUCGGUUGAAGGAGAAGAAGCCAGGAGAUUUGUCUGACGAGUUGAGGAUUUCCUUGGGGAUGCCAGUUGGACCAAACGCCCACAAAGUUCCUCCCCCCUGGCUGAUUGCUAUGCAGCGUUAUGGACCUCCCCCUUCCUACCCCAACCUGAAGAUCCCCGGUCUGAAUUCUCCCAUUCCUGAGAGCUGUUCCUUUGGUUACCACGCGGGGGGCUGGGGCAAACCUCCCGUGGAUGAGACUGGGAAACCGCUCUACGGAGACGUGUUCGGAACCAACGCAGCAGAAUUCCAGACUAAGACAGAGGAAGAGGAGAUCGAUCGAACGCCUUGGGGGGAGCUGGAGCCUUCAGACGAGGAGUCCUCAGAGGAGGAGGAGGAGGAGGAGAGUGAUGAAGAUAAGCCCGAUGAAACGGGCUUCAUCACCCCCGCAGAUAGUGGUCUCAUCACCCCUGGAGGCUUCUCGUCAGUCCCAGCUGGGAUGGAGACGCCUGAACUCAUCGAACUAAGAAAAAAGAAGAUUGAAGAGGCCAUGGAUGGCAGCGAGACCCCCCAGCUGUUUACUGUGCUGCCUGAGAAGAGAACAGCCACGGUGGGAGGCGCCAUGAUGGGUUCCACCCAUAUUUAUGACAUGUCUACGGUGAUGAGCCGGAAGGGCCCCGCCCCUGAACUGCAAGGUGUGGAAGUGGCCUUGGCCCCCGAGGAGCUGGAGCUGGAUCCCAUGGCUAUGACCCAGAAAUACGAGGAGCACGUGCGGGAGCAGCAGGCCCAGGUGGAGAAGGAAGACUUCAGCGACAUGGUGGCCGAACAUGCUGCCAAGCAGAAGCAAAAGAAGCGGAAGGCUCAGCCCCAGGACAGCCGCGGGGGGAGCAAGAAGUACAAAGAAUUCAAGUUUUAACCUGCGAGCCGUCGUGGUGGACCUUGCAUUUGGUUCCUGGGGCCCAGAGCCCUCCCGAUUUCAAGGACUCUUGUUCAUUUCCAUGUUCUUAUUUCAGACCGGUUUUGUAAAUAAAGCUCUUCCCUCCGAGGGAAAGGAUGAGUAGAGA
Molecule: messenger RNA, 2851 nt
Organism: Vombatus ursinus (common wombat)
Lineage: Eukaryota; Metazoa; Chordata; Mammalia; Diprotodontia; Vombatidae
Gene: SF3B2
Product: splicing factor 3b subunit 2
Exons: 21
Coding region: 13-2703 (896 amino acids)
Biological process (GO): mRNA splicing, via spliceosome
Cellular component (GO): catalytic step 2 spliceosome; nucleus; U12-type spliceosomal complex
Source: RefSeq, a predicted model, not a curated record